AUGAUGAAAAAAGCUAUAAAGAAGUGCCUCGACUUCCGGAUAACCAGGAUUCUAGAAUUUAUUCCUCCAGGAAGUCUGCUGCUGCUGGAGAGAGUUCGGAAAGGUAAAGAUGCAACUGGUGCUUCUCUGAUGCGGUGGCUUCGGAAUCGUCGUUAUGGCGCAAUCCAAAAAGGGAUACAGUUCGUGUUUCUGCAUCGCCUCACCAUCGAGAUGUUAUGCGAGGAAGGUGUGAAGAAAAAAAGUGAUGAGAAAGUGGUCAAAUUCGAUGGAGAAUAUCAAAAAUUACUAACGAAACAGAGGCGAAUCCUGGCAACGGUUAUGGAGCAGAAAGCUAAGUUGUUACCGGCUCCGAAACCUACACCUGCGAAAAGCGCAGCCAGUGAAAUGGAAGUUUUGCAAACACAAAUGGACGAUGAUGAGGAUCGAAAAGUAAAGAGUCUAGAUACAGCUGAAGAACUAACGAAAGCUGUGGAAGAUAAAGUCACAAGUCAAGUGACUAUGGUGGAAUGCUUUAACGAGAAGGAAGAUCUGCCAUUUUCUGAUUAUGCAGAAUUUCUGUGA
Molecule: messenger RNA, 561 nt
Organism: Cooperia oncophora
Lineage: Eukaryota; Metazoa; Nematoda; Chromadorea; Rhabditida; Trichostrongylidae
Source: the annotation of a GenBank genome assembly